AUGUACUGUUUAAAGUUUCUCGUGUCUGUGGCGUUUUUGAUACUCAUCUCUCAAAAGGAAAAUGAAGUAUCAGCAGCGCCUUGUAAAUGGAUGUGGGAUCACAUCACUCAUACACAUCACACGACCACGCCCCCUACAUCCACAACAUCCACUACAACCAUGACGACUGCCAAACCUGACCUUAUCGAGGACUUCGCGAGACUGAAGAAGAAAAAAGUAAAACAGUGGGAUGAGCUGUUGUGGGGCCCGCAAAGUGAGAAUUCGUCAUCCCGGGCUAGGAACCCAGUGAAAAGAAUUAUUUCUAGUUACGUCAAAUUAUUAGCUAAGUUAUUCAGUAUGUUAAGUGCAUAA
Molecule: messenger RNA, 351 nt
Organism: Spodoptera littoralis (African cotton leafworm)
Lineage: Eukaryota; Metazoa; Arthropoda; Insecta; Lepidoptera; Noctuidae
Source: the annotation of a GenBank genome assembly